CCCACUGUCCAGUCCUUCUUGAUCAUCCAAACCUCCACUCAAACCGUCUCAAGAUGGCACCAAAGAGAGCCAAGAGGAGGGCAGGAGGAGGAGACAGCUCCAAUGUGUUCUCUAUGUUUGAGCAGAGCCAGAUUCAAGAGUACAAAGAGGCUUUCACAAUCAUUGACCAGAACAGAGAUGGUAUCAUCAGCAAAGACGACCUGAGGGACGUGCUGGCCUCACUGGGCCAGCUGAACGUGAAGAACGAGGAGCUGGAGGGCAUGAUCAAGGAGGCCAGCGGCCCCAUCAACUUCACCGUCUUCCUCACCAUGUUUGGAGAGAAGCUGAAGGGUGCUGACCCCGAGGACGUUAUUCUUAGCUCCUUCAAGAUCCUGGACCCCGAGGGUACCGGAACCAUCAAGAAGCAGUUCCUUGAGGAGCUCCUGACCACUCAGUGCGACAGGUUCUCCAAGGAUGAGAUUAAGAACAUGUGGCAAGCCUUCCCCCCAGAUGUUGCUGGCAACGUAGACUACAAGAACAUCUGCUACGUCAUCACACACGGAGAGGAUAAGGAGGGGUAAAGAGAAAGUUAGAAGACAAGAAAGACAACAAUCCCUUUGCUUUUCUGCCUUCCCUGUGCUUUCCUUUCCUCGUCCUCCUCGCUCACCCUCUGUGUACAAACCCAUGCGCUCAGCUGCUCGUGUGGAAACCAGACUUGUCACACCGACAUGUGAGAAGGCUGAAGCCCAUGGGAUGUCUAUGUUUGCUUAUGGGGAAUAGGGAUGAUUUUAAAUAAAAUGAUCCUGUAAAAUAUUUUCCAUCUACAAGCUUUUCUCAAACACCAUUUCUUCCUCUGCAACAUCUUUUGUUUUCUCACUUCUACAUUUCUGUCUGUCCUGUCACUUCAGCCUCUGAGGCGUUUGUAAGAAUAAAACUCGUCUCUGCUUCCUUCAGUAUCUGAGAGGAAGACGGCAUUACUAUUCAAGUAGGGCACAGAAAACAUGAGGAUUUCAUUCCAAACUGAAGAUUUCCUCUUGGGUGGAUAAGGAGAGAGGACAGAGAGCGUUGCAGGUUAGAGAGGAAAGAGUUGCAUCCUUAAAGUGAUGGCAACAUAAAAAAACAAAACAAACAAAAAAAAGAACGAAGGAGAGGAGAGAAAGGGCCGAAAGAAAACAUUCAAGUCUUCGAUUUCUUUCCCUCUGCUCCUUCCUGCAUCCAUUAAAUCACCUGUUGAACCAUAAGCUGUGUCGACUUCAGUGACUGGAAUCUUCCUUGCAUUUCCUCUGUAAUGAAUAAAAGGG
Messenger RNA from Monopterus albus (swamp eel), 1280 nucleotides. RefSeq names its product myosin light chain, phosphorylatable, fast skeletal muscle a (gene mylpfa). The transcript is spliced from 7 exons. Lineage: Eukaryota; Metazoa; Chordata; Actinopteri; Synbranchiformes; Synbranchidae. The record is from RefSeq and is a predicted model, not a curated record. Bases 54 to 560 code for a protein of 168 amino acids. Gene Ontology annotation, molecular function: calcium ion binding.